Durio zibethinus is the source of this 825-nucleotide messenger RNA. RefSeq lists its product as uncharacterized. The record is from RefSeq and is a predicted model, not a curated record. Lineage: Eukaryota; Viridiplantae; Streptophyta; Magnoliopsida; Malvales; Malvaceae.
AUGGGAAAACCACCUACUCCUGUCUACAAACCUCCGGAGGUGAAGCCACCACCAAUUUACGAACCUCCAAAGAAACCAGAACCUAAGCCACCCAAGCCCCCUGUCUAUGAACCUCCAAAGAAAGAGAAGCCAGAGCCUAAACCACCUAAGCCACCAGUCUAUGAGCCUCCUAAGAAGAAGAAACCAGAACCAAAGCCACCUAAGCCCCCAGUUUAUUCACCUCCAAAGAAAGAGAAGCCAGAACUCAAGCCACCAGUCUAUGAACCUCCAAAGAAGCCACCAGUCUAUGAACCUAAGCCACCAAAGCCACCAGUUUAUGCACCACCAAAGAAAGAGAAGCCAGAACCCAAACCACCGGUGUAUGAACCUCCAAAGAAGCCUCCAGUGUUUGAACCUAAGCCACAGAAGCCACCAGUUUAUGCACCUCCAAAGAAAGAGAAGCCAGAACACAAACCACCGGUGUAUGAACCUCCAAAGAAGCCUCCAGCGUUUGAACCUAAACCACCAAAGCCACCAGUUUAUGCACCACCAAAGAAAGAGAAACCAGAACCCAAACCACCAGUAUAUGAACCUCCAAAGAAGCCACCAAUAUAUGAACCUAAGCCACCAAAGCCGCCGGUUUAUGCACCUCCAAAGAAAGAAAAGCCAGAACCCAAGCCCCCAGUCUAUGAACCUCCAAAGAAGACGUCGGUGUAUGAACCUCCCAAGAAACCACCAGUAUAUGAACCUCCAAAGAAACCACCAGUAUAUGAGUCACCUUAUGGUCACUACCCAGGACACCCUCCAUUGGAGAAGCCUCCGUCACCUAGUCAUCCGAACAACUAA